AUGUCCAAGGCCGCCGCCGCCGCCGCUGCAGCGGCGUCCCUCCCGCCACCGCCGCCGGAGGUGGCCCACCUGGUGGAGCAGCUCCAGCGCCACCACCUCGCCCCGGACGCCUCCCUCCUCUCCAGCUCCGCCCACUCCGACCUCCUCCAGGCGCGCGAGGAGGUCGCGGCGGAGCGCGCGCGCUACCUCGAGGCCCUGGCGGUUUACGCGGAGGCGAUGGCCAUGGUGGAGGAGUACCAGCACGCGACCGCCGCGGGCAGCGCCGGCGCCGGCAAGAAGCUCAAUUGCUCCCCGCAGGUGUAUGAGUCUUUGGAGCACCAUUUAGCGGUUGCGGAGGCGGCCCAGAGGCUGAGGCUCCCACUGCUCUCGCAGGACGGGGAGGUGCAUGAGGAGGAGAUAGAAAAGCUGAGCACCUUGUCGAGGGCUUCUUUUGACAGCACCGUAACGAGUGCCACGCCCAGCUCAACCUCAAUCUCGACUAGCUACAAUAACUACAGCAGCACCGGUAGCGCCUUGGCUGCUGGUGGUGGCGGUUCUGAGUUGGUUGAGCCUGGAGCUGGGGGCGUGCCCGAUCGUUUUCUUGGAAUAACAUCGGAUUAUCUCUAUCAGGUCCAGCAACAGCAGCCGGCCAUGACUGUGGACAUGGUCGAUUAUCAGAGAACUGUGGCCAGAGAGAUUGAGGCUCGGUUAGAAGCCAAGUGUGACGCUUUAACUGAUCUUUUUGCAAUGGAUGAAAGGGAUUUAUCAUCCAUGAAUCAGAUUUCAAGUGCCAGGCUUCCAGAAAGGGUGAAAUUAAUCAUCGAAGAGAUAGAAAAGGAGGAAUCCCUUUUACUGGAGGAUCUUGCUUCAAUGGACAGGAAAUUUGCUGAACACUACAAUGUCCUGGAGCAAAUUCUUGCUGUACUUAUACAGUUUGUCAAAGACAAGAAGUUGGAACACCAGCACCAAUAUGAUGAUGUGAAGAAGACCUGGCUUAUUAAAAGAUGUCGUACAAUGAAUGCUAAACUAAGCUAUCUGGAGCACCAUCUCUUGCGUGACACCUACACGAAGGAGACAGUGCCUGCAUUGCAUAGGAUCAGGAAAUAUCUUGUGGAGGCAACCAAAGAAGCAUCCAAUUCCUACAAUGAAGCGGUUUCACGACUCCGUGAGUAUCAAGGUGUGGAUCCACACUUUGAUGUAAUCGCGAGGCAGUACCAUGAGAUUGUGAAGAAACUGGAGGGCAUGCAGUGGACGAUCCAUCAGGUUGAAAUGGAUCUGAAGCCGGCCUCAUCAUGAUCAUGUGGGCGUCUGAACCCCAUUACUCUGGGAGAAGAGGCAUCUUGUGUUUGUUACCACUCACCAGAAUGCUCAGGACACGGGUUUUGUUGAAUUUGUUGUUUGUCGCUCAGGAAGUCAGGACAGAGAGACGGAGUAUGAUUUCACCCGAGCGCUCGUCGUAUAUAUUGCGCUGGUGGUUGUGUGUACUAUUUCUGUAUGUUUUUUUCUUCUAGAUAGAGGAAACCUAAUGUAUGAAUCGGACACCAUGUUCUGUCAUUCGAACAAUAUAUUGAAAAGCUUCUAUGAGAGAAGUAUCUGUGUAUGUUUUGUUUGCUGAUAGUGCGAUGUAGUCUGUUGGAUUCAGAAGGCAUUAUGUGUGUACUUAUCAAUACAGAGCAAGUGUUCGGUUGAA
Messenger RNA from Lolium rigidum, 1669 nucleotides. Its product is annotated as AUGMIN subunit 4. Gene Ontology annotation, molecular function: microtubule minus-end binding. The coding region runs from base 1 to 1275 and encodes 424 amino acids. Gene Ontology annotation, biological process: spindle assembly. Gene Ontology annotation, cellular component: HAUS complex. The transcript is spliced from 13 exons. The record is from RefSeq and is a predicted model, not a curated record. NCBI's taxonomy places the organism in Eukaryota, Viridiplantae, Streptophyta, Magnoliopsida, Poales, Poaceae.